AUGGACACCAAAAUGGCUACUGACUCUCCACCUAUGACUACGAGUGAGCUAGAGGAACUACAAGGAGCCAAGCCACCAGACAACAAAGAGGAACUCGAGAAAUUCGUCCGUUGGAGGAUACAACAAUACAAAAUACACAAAUUUACCACACUCUCUGACGUCUUUGCUGACGACUUUGCCCUAUACGUCAGAGAGGACUUCGAGGUUCUUAGCAAGGACGCCAUUACCAGCCUACGAGAUUGCCUACGGGCCAAUGGAGCCUAUGUUAAGGAAAGGAAGAGGACUCUCGAUGGCCAAAGAAUUAGCAGACGUAAUCAAGGAAGAGAUCCCAUGGCCAUCAGACGACGAAGGCCGUCCCCCACCAAAACCAUCUCAUUACUACCCUCAGCAACCGUUUCAAUCAAUGCAGGAACAACAGCCUUAUCGACCGGAGAACACUAUUCCUCUCCCCCGCAAACACCUUAUCAACCAAUUGUCGAAGAUACCACUCCAGUCCACCUUCCCCCCACUCCAAUUGUCGAGGAUACCACUCCAGUCCACCCUCCCUCCACUCCAAGCGACGGCCCUCCACAUUACCGAGUCCCACACCUACUACCCUCGCCCUACCAAGUCAUUCAAGACUUCGAGAUCAAGGAACAGGCCGUUGCAGAGGAUUCUUUGAAGAGCACUACGAUGAAGAGCAUUACAAGCAGCAGCCCUGUCAACACGAGCCAACUCUCUGCGGUUCUACGUCCGCGCACUAUAUCGAUCCUCAGAGAGUCUACUUUCUCGCUCAGCACCGCUCGAAUUCAGCAUACUCCAAAUCUCGCUCCACCUUUCGCCUCCCAGCAUGCUCAUUUUCUCGCUCCACUUUUCGCCUCCCAGCAUAGUCAUUUUCUCGCCUCUUGGCUCGCCUCUCCGCUCGGCUACAUUCGUGAUACGGAGAAGCGGAAGGCUAUAGGCCAAGGAUAG
Messenger RNA from Letharia columbiana, 951 nucleotides. RefSeq lists its product as uncharacterized. NCBI's taxonomy places the organism in Eukaryota, Fungi, Ascomycota, Lecanoromycetes, Lecanorales, Parmeliaceae. The record is from RefSeq and is a predicted model, not a curated record. Bases 1 to 951 code for a protein of 316 amino acids. The transcript has 2 exons.